UCGCCGAGUAAAGACUGGAGGCAUCAGCGUGCUGGAUAAAACCAGAGUUGCCUGGCACCACCUCACAUGUCUCCCUGCGUCUCCCUCCACCCCCCAUCCUGUGCUGGGCUUCUGGGAGCUGCUGCGAAGAGGCACGGGGUGUGCCAGUCAGGGGCGCUCUGCUACUGGGGAAGAAGUGCACAUUAUCAGCUUGCAGAGGAGAGUGCCAGCAGAUGCCCAGGUGACCCUGGUGCUGGCCCCAGAUCCCUUACCUGGAGCUCCCGUCUUUCUGCUGCACUCGCAGGAGCCUGUGCACUGGACUCUGCCAUCUCCUCCUGGAAAGAACUGGACUUUCCAGGUCUCCCCUGGUUCAAGCAUCUCAGCCACUGAGCCAGUUACUUCUGCUAAGGAGACCAGCUUUCCACAGACACCCAGAGACCUGCUGAAGUGGGCGCGUAGGGAGUUCGGAGGGGUCACCUCACUGGCUGAGUACCAUGGAGUCAACACCAUCUACAUUCGCCUGGGGGCUGACAGGACUGCACCAGCCAAUUGCAAGCUGCAGAGGAAUUUCCUAACAUCCGCUCACUUUGCCUCUGAGCGACAGCUCCAGCCUCUAAGGGUUUGCCUAAAUCCUGAUCCUCCUCAAGAGCUUGAAGUUCACAUCAUCUUCUCCAAAGGACUUGCUCCAAAGCCCGGCUUGGCCCAUUUGACUGUGGAACUUCAUGCUGCCAGAAGAGCCUUACAGCAGGGGUUGCUCUUGAUCCUGAAGAGUGAAGGGGCUGCCCAAUGGAUGGUCCGUGCCCACCGCCUCACCGGCCAGCUGCAUGUACUGGCUUCCCAUAAAGUUGUCGUCAGCAGCACAGAAGCAGACUCACCCCUGAUGGCAACCCAGCGUACAUCUCCUGGGCUCGCUCACGCCCGGGAUCCUUUGCAAUAUGCCGCAGGACAGAAGCUGCCAGCAUUCACAUCCUACACUGAGGCUGAGCGGGUGAACAGGUUUCUACUUCUUGUUGGGUUGAAUGAGGCCACUUCUACCCCUCCAGGGGAUCAUAAGCUCGUGAGACCCGUCCCCAGACUCGCAGUUGAAAGACAGAACUUCCCUGAGGCCACCACAGCUGGCUGGGAGAUGAGGCAGGAGUUCUUGGGGCAGGGCGGUCCUGUUCUCCAUCCUCUGCCUAUAGCCAAAACAGAAGGAACAAAAGCUUUCCUGUGUCCUGCUGAAGAGCAGAAACCCCUGCAACAAAAGAAAGGGCCUCAAAGUGUGUCCUGUAUCUCCUCACCUUCAAGCCAGGCCUCUUCCCCAGAAGCCAGCAUGGCCUUCCGGGACCUUCCUUUUCACCACGGCAAGGUCCUGCUCAGCCUCGAGGUCUACAAUUCUGAGGCUUUUACCAAACAACCAGGACCCUGUACAGUCUCAGCCAACAGCCGUGUUUUUGUAGAGGCUUCCCUGGCUACCUAUGAUUUGUGCCUUGGCUUCACCAUCCAGCAGUGUUUCAUUUCCCCUUCUUCAGAUCCCUCAGUGACCUCUCCGUACUUGCUGGUCCAACACGGCUGUGCCGCUGAUGCCCAUGUGAAUUUGUCAGAAUCAGAGCAGACUGUCCAGGGCCAGGCCUUGCCUCUAGGAUACCAGGAGCGUCAGCGGCUGAGCUUCAUACUCCAGCCACGCUUCAAUGACUCCAUUCAGUUCCUGCACUGCCGCUUGACACUCUGCAGCCGGGAGACUCAGGACCACGGCCAGCCCAAGGGCCCAAUCCCCAAGUGCCAAUCCAAGGAUGAGGCAUGCAAGAGAAAAGAAGGAUUGGCCAGCGGCCGCUUCCAGCGCAUGGUCACCAAGCCCAUCAUAGUGACUGUGGAGACAUCACUCAGAGCUGCUGUUCCAAGCCAGAGGACAGAUAAUUUCCUGGCCAAUCAGCAAGGAAAAGUCCUGAAGAAUGCCAUCCACACAAGGAAGACACAGCCAGUCCCGACUGCAGCAGGUCUGGAACUCCCAGCUGUGGUUGGCAUAGCCUUUUCUGCCUUCAUCAUUGGCAUGUCCCUCACUGGCGGGAUCUGGUUCAUUCAUUCCCAGACAGGUGAUGCAGCAAUCAGGAAGAGGAGCCAAACUGUCCUGGAGAGAGGUCCUGAAGAUGCAACCAUUCCAAAGCCUCUAGAUGUUUCCUCGGCGCUGACUGCAGCUGGCCCUGGACGUGGCUCCCAGCCCUAACAGGUCUCUUAUAAGGGCAGGUUCUAAGAGGUCUUUCGCUUGUGCUCAAGCAUCUAUGUCAAAUGGAUCUGUUCACAUUCCUCCAAAUCACCUUCUUCUUCAGUCUUUAGCCCCAUGUCACACUUGGCUGACUUAAUUUUGUGUGGCACUGCAUAACUUCAGGGGCUCAAACCUUUAGCUGAUAUAAGUAAUUCUGCUUGGCAGCACUAGUAAGGCUUUUCCACAACUCAGUCUGGGUAGCUGCCUGGGCAUUUGUGCUUCUCCCCAUUUGGGUUUGGUUCUCUAUUUCUAAACUUGUGCUGCAGAAAAAUGAACUCUCCUACUCCCGCCUUUUUUUUUUGUGAAGAAAAUUGCAUUCCAUGGUAAUGGGACACAUCUGCUGUCCUCCUCACCUUGUGGGGAAACUGUCCACUAACACAUUUUGAAAGACUACUUUGGCUCAGGUGUGGUUGGUUCACACACACUGGUAAUUUGAAAUGGUUAAAUGCAUUUGAACCCAUGUUGGCGUAGUCUAGCUUCCAGGCACCUUUGAAGUCAGACCUCUAACUUCCCAAGAGAAAAAAGAUGCAUUCCAAGAAGCAAGAUUAAAAUUUAGCAAAUUUGGGGAUUUCUCUAGUUGGCCUUCUUGCAAAAGAUUAACUGUCUAAACAACUGCUAUUGCAGAAGGACUUCAGUGUAAUGUAUCCAGAGUUCACCUUCGCUCAUGCAGCUAGAUAUUCUACAUUGAGAGUGGGCACUAAUGUUUCACAAAACGGGUCUUUACCACAUAGACCUUAGCAGGGUUUGGUAUGCUGCCAUAUGGGGGCAUCCUGUAAAUAUACAGAAAUACAGGCCUUUAAGUGGUCACUGUAAACCACAACCUCCACAUUUGAGUUUUUUAAAAGUGGAAUUCCUGCAUGAAUGCCUUGGAAAGGAACCUACCGUGCUGUGCAGAUAUGCACAGCACACCCUGACGUGGAGAAACACCCGUUUUCUCAAUAAUGAGCACUGUCACCACCACCCUGCCAUAAGGGCCAAGACACAGAAUUAUUAAGACAGUGUAAAUAGUUUAUUUUGGGUUUUUUUGUUUGUUUGUUUGAAAUUACAGAUAUUUUGUACAACAGUAUUUGUUUUAAAAUGAGCCUGGAGAGAAUGAAAAGUUAUAUUCUGAGGAGCAGAGAAGGGGUACUGGUACAUAGGUACACUAAACACAUGAUUUCAGGAACAGCUGGGGCAGCGAGAAGAGAAAGAUACUUUCCAAUCUGGAAAGCAAAAACAGACUGUCACCUGCCUACACAUUCCUUCUGGAUAUAAGCAGCUUGCUGUUUGCUAGCAGUGAGUGGUAUAGCUGCACAGAAUAUGGGACACGCCAAUAUAUAAAGAGAAGAUGUAGAGAGGUCCUCUUCUGCCUAGAGAGAACAUGGCACAGGUAUGAGUCGCAGCAACAGGACAAGUCUGCCACGGAGGCUUCCACAUCUGGUUCUUGGCCCCUUUUGACUCCUGUGCAUUCAGCAACAUAUGUCUUUCACACAUACUUCUCCAGGAGGUGGCACAAAUGGGGACCAUAAAGGUAUGGCAAGUAGGCAUCACUAUUUUCAUGCAGGGUGGCUGGCUUAUGGAACCUGUGGGCCUGGUACUGCACCAUUUGGAAUGGUCUGGGCUUUUAGAGUGAACUGUAGAAACCACCACACAAACAACAAAAAGACUCUCUACUUUUACAUGCACAUCACUGUACUCUGCUUCAGAAUUGCUGCUUUGGGAUUUCCCCCAGGCAUGUCUUCAUAGCCUGUCUUAUGUUUCUACUGUCCCACGGACAGAGGCUCUUUUACCCCAAGCUUCAUAGCCAACUUUUAGUAUAAUAUUUGUGCUGUUACUGUAUCUAGAAUUGUCGGUUCCAGACACAGUUCCAACUCAAAGCUAAACAGAAUGAAAUGUAAACUACUUUGGUCUGCUGCACCUAAAUAAAACUUUUCUGUGCUACCUUU
This is a messenger RNA of Pogona vitticeps (central bearded dragon), 4146 nucleotides long. The record is from RefSeq and is a predicted model, not a curated record. NCBI's taxonomy places the organism in Eukaryota, Metazoa, Chordata, Lepidosauria, Squamata, Agamidae.